AUGAUUUGUGCCCAACUGAGUGCCAUCAACGGCCUCGACGUCGCUUUUCCAAACAGUACAUUAUACGCUGCAACGGAAAGUGCCUACUGGUCAAUACAAGAGGCUUCGCUUGCUCCUCUUUGCAUUGCAAAGCCAAGGUCAUCCAACGACGUUGCCAGCAUCAUCAAAACCAUCGCCAACCAGGAUUGUCCGUUUGCCAUCAAAUCGCAAGGCCAUGCUCCCGCAGCCGGCUUCGCGAACAUUGACGAGGGCAUCACUAUCGACUUGAUGGGUCUCGAUGCUGUUACGACAAAUGAAGAUGCUUCUAUCGCUCAUGUUGGAAGUGGCGCAAGCUGGCUGGACGUCUAUGCGCAUCUGGAUCCUGUCAAUAAGACAGUGGCAGGAGGCAGGAACGGCGGGGUAGGCGUUGGGGGUUUAACGCUCGGAGGGGGAAUCAGUUACUUCUCGCCUCAAGUAGGCUUUACCUGCGAUUCGGUAACCAACUUCGAAAUCGUUCUUGCAAACGGCGAGCUUGUCGAAACCAACGCUUCAUCGCAAUCGGACUUGUUCCGCGCAUUGAAAGGCGGAUUGAACAAUUUUGGAGUGGUGACCAGAAUUGAUUUUCACACCCUACCUAUCGAUGAAAUUCUGGGUGGACGUGUGGUGAACGAUAUUUCGCAUCGCAAUGAGGUUUUUGAUGCAUUCAGAAACAUUGCAGACGCGUAUCCGUACGAUGUACACGCUUCCAUCACCACGUCCGCAAUAUUCAACGCGGCGACCAAAGCAUGGACACUCCUCUCGGCACCCAUCUACACGAAACCGCAGACGAACCCCAAGGUGUACGCUGAAUUGUUCGCUGUUCCCAGCAUAUCUAACACUGUAAAAAUCACACAGCUACAUACCCUAGCGAACGAAAGUGCGAUCGCGCAGACAAACCAGAUCUUCUCUACUGGGACGUAUGGAGUUUCCACUCAGCUUCUUGACCGUAUCUUCGACAUCUGCAACGAUACCUUGCACGACUUCAACGUCCCUGGCUCCCUCCAAUGGAUUACGACAUUUGAACCGCUGCCUACGGUUUUCGUCUCGCGAGGAGCACAUAACAACGUGCUUGGAACCUCUCCUGAUCACGGCAAUGUGAUGAUCCUGCUGUUUUCAGCUUCGUGGUCCGACCUUGACUCAAGUUCCUCGGUACAUGCCAAGCUCGAAGAGGUAUUGCGCAAGAUCAAUACGGUCGCAAAGGAGAUGGGGCAAUUGCGGGAAUUUGUUUAUGCGAAUUAUGCGGGCAUUUAUCAGAAGCCAAUCUCAAGCUAUGGUGUGCAGAAUGAUGCUUAUCUGCGCCAUGUAGCAAAGAAGUACGACCCGCAUGGGGUUUUUCAAAGUCAGGUGCCUGGGGGUUUUAAAUUAUUCGACUGA
Didymosphaeria variabile is the source of this 1392-nucleotide messenger RNA. RefSeq lists its product as uncharacterized. Bases 1 to 1392 code for a protein of 463 amino acids. NCBI's taxonomy places the organism in Eukaryota, Fungi, Ascomycota, Dothideomycetes, Pleosporales, Didymosphaeriaceae. The record is from RefSeq and is a predicted model, not a curated record. The transcript has 2 exons. Gene Ontology annotation, molecular function: FAD binding.